AAAAGCUAAUUUAACCGCUUAAAAGACGCAAACCCCAGCGUCCUUAUGUUCUUCAGCUACACAAAAGGUGAACAAACUUUGAGUGAUUUCCGCUUUAUUGCGAAAGUCCUGGCCGGAAGCAGCGGUCGUGUGUCCUGGAGCAACUUGCGGGUGAGUAGUUGGGACCGAGUUGGACCAUGUCCCCGAUGCUGGCGCUGCUGCUGGCGCUGCUUGCGCUGCUGUUCGGCGUCCUGCGCUCCAGGAAGAGACGCCAUGGAGAGCCACCACUGGUCAACGGCUGGAUCCCACAUGUGGGAAAAGCUCUGGAGUUUGGGAAGGAUGCACGCCAAUUCCUCGAGGACCAUAGGAAAAAGUUGGGAGAUAUUUUCACUGUUCACAUCGCUGGUCGCUACAUGACCUUCAUCAUGGACCCCCUUCUCUACCCGAGAGUCAUUAAACAGGGACGCCAGCUGGAUUUCCACGAGUUCUCCAGCAAGACUGCGCCUGCUAUCUUUGGCUACAGGCCUGUGGCCUUGUUCCCUGGCCUGGAUGAGAAGGUCCACCGCUCCUUCCAGCUUCUGCAGGGAGACCACCUGGGCAAUCUGACAGACAGCAUGAUUGGAAACCUCAUGCUAGUCUUUCGCUUGGACCACCUGAACCUCGCCGGCUGGACGUCGUCGGGGUUGUACGACUUCUGCUACUCUGUGAUGUUCGAGGCCACGGUCCUCACCAUCUACGGCCGCAGCGCUGCCAACGGCCGCCAUGAAGGCAUGGAAGAGCUGCGGCGAGACUUCGUCCGCUUUGACGCCAUGUUCCCGUUGCUCGCCGCCCGCGUCCCCCUCUGUCUGCUGGGCCGGACCAAGUGGACCCGGGACCGACUUCUGCGCUGGUUCCUGCCCAACCGAGUCCACAGCUGGCAGAACACAUCCAAGUUCAUCCAAUAUCGAAGGGAAGUCUUGGACCAGUUUGAGAGGCUCACGGACGUUGACAAAGCAGCUCAUCACUUCACUAUCCUGUGGGCCUCGGUUGCCAACACGACUCCAGCUACCUUCUGGACUGUGUUUCACCUGCUGACACACCCCGAGGCCCUGGCGAUGGUUCGGCAGGAGGUCCAGCAAGUUCUGGAGCGCAGCGGGAUCCAGUUCCACCACGACAUGGACGUGGCGUUAACCCGUGACCAACUGGACCAGAUGCUCCUACUGGACAGCUCCAUCAGAGAGAGUCUCCGGCUGGUGUCGGCUUCCAUGAACAUCCGGCUGGUCAUGGAGGACCUGACUCUUCAGGUGUCUUCUCAGCGCUCCAUCAACGUUCGUAAGGGGGACGUGAUCGCCCUCUACCCUCCGAGCCUGCACAUGGACCCCAACAUUUACGAGGACCCGGAGGCAUUCCGGUAUGAUCGGUUCCUGGAGGUCGAAGGACAGAAGCCAGUCUUCCACAAGGACGGACAGAAGCUCAAAUACUUCCUGAUGCCUUUCGGCUCGGGGGCCUCCAAGUGCCCAGGCCGCCACUUUGCUGUCAAUGAGAUCAAACAGUUUGUCGCUCUGCUGUUGCUUUACUUCGAUCUGACGCCCGAGCAACCGGGUUGCCCGCACCCUUACCCUGAUCCUCAGCGGGCCGGAAUCGGGGUCCUGCAGCCCAAUGUUGACUUCAGAUUCAGAUUAAGGUGCCGACCAUAAACCUCUGCUAGGACUGUUCCGUUUACAUGUCUUUUCUAUGUACAUUCCUCUAAUCCAGCCAGAAGAUUUCACCUACUUUUGUGCCUUUUAAACUUUUAUGUCUAAGUCUAAUCUAGUCUUGCUGUUGCACUCUUAAGUUCCAUGUCACAAGGACUGUGCUGACACCAUGACUAUAGUGACCCCUGCUGGUCAUGAGCCAAAGACACGAACGCCGUCCAAUAACAGAGUGACACUCAGCUCAUUUCGAACUGAUGUAUGUUUCUUUAUUGGCUUUUUAAUAAAACAACAAA
This is a messenger RNA of Synchiropus splendidus (mandarinfish), 1945 nucleotides long. It is a transcript of the gene cyp7b1, whose product is annotated as cytochrome P450 7B1. Bases 177 to 1655 code for a protein of 492 amino acids. The transcript has 6 exons. Gene Ontology annotation, biological process: cholesterol homeostasis; bile acid biosynthetic process. Gene Ontology annotation, molecular function: heme binding; oxidoreductase activity, acting on paired donors, with incorporation or reduction of molecular oxygen; steroid hydroxylase activity. The record is from RefSeq and is a predicted model, not a curated record. Lineage: Eukaryota; Metazoa; Chordata; Actinopteri; Syngnathiformes; Callionymidae.